GUAAAUUCGUCUUAUUCACUAUUACUCUUCUAUCGAGGAUGGCUGGCCCGUCUGCUCUCGUGACCCUCCUUCGCUGCUAAUUCUCUCAUCGACGUGCCAUCCAUAUGCCGUCCGCCUCCCACCGGCGUCCACUUACACCGACGCAUCACGAACAACAACACGCACGAGAACAGCCAGCCUCCAACACCCCACGGCCGGCGCAUCUGCCACUGCCGACUUACCCGCCAUCCCGCGACGCGGGCACGAAUCACCUCGCGCGCCGGCUUCGACAGAGCCUCAGCCCGUGGGCGGAGCACGGGGGUUAGGUUUUGGCUGUAACUACCACCGCGCAGCAGGCUAGUAACCAGCACUAACUAGCACGUCGCAACCUCCCCCGUCUCGGCACCGUCCAUCCGGGCCGGUGAAGAGUAACCCACGACGAUGACGGGCUGCUGCUGCUGCACAAGGCGGUUGUUUUUUUCUCAUUUUCUCAUCCGGAAGCCCGAGAAGGGCAGGAGCGAGGCGAUCGCGACGGGAGAAAAGCAGCGGUGAGGCGAAAAACCCCUCUCCCAAUGGCGAUAUCGCGAGACUCGGUCAGCCAACCCUCCAAGAGAACAAUAUCGCACGCUCACCACAGCCCCCCCCCUUCCCCCCGCCC
Ilyonectria robusta is the source of this 637-nucleotide messenger RNA. RefSeq lists its product as uncharacterized. NCBI's taxonomy places the organism in Eukaryota, Fungi, Ascomycota, Sordariomycetes, Hypocreales, Nectriaceae. The transcript has a single exon. The coding region runs from base 105 to 305 and encodes 66 amino acids. The record is from RefSeq and is a predicted model, not a curated record.